Rana temporaria (common frog) is the source of this 1973-nucleotide messenger RNA. RefSeq names its product Zic family member 5 (gene ZIC5). The transcript has 2 exons. Gene Ontology annotation, molecular function: RNA polymerase II cis-regulatory region sequence-specific DNA binding; DNA-binding transcription factor activity, RNA polymerase II-specific. Gene Ontology annotation, biological process: regulation of transcription by RNA polymerase II; central nervous system development. The record is from RefSeq and is a predicted model, not a curated record. Bases 89 to 1654 code for a protein of 521 amino acids. Lineage: Eukaryota; Metazoa; Chordata; Amphibia; Anura; Ranidae. Gene Ontology annotation, cellular component: nucleus.
UCUGCCAAUCGCUGGAGGACAGAGUGGGAAAAGGAAUAGGCAGAGUUGGGAGGCAGACAAAAGAAGUUAAAGAACGCUUAAUCUACCCAUGUUUUUGAAGGAGGAUGGUAGAGGGGGAAAAAUAACAAGAGUAAGUGUGGAUGGACUUGAUUGUGUAGUGAUGGAGCCCCCUUUGAGCAAGAGGAGUCAGACUCUGAGGUUAGCGGAUUUGGCAGCGGCACAAGCCCAUCCUCAUCAGACUAUGACAGGCUUCCCGGGGUUGGGGAGUCAUCAAGCAGCUCACUCCCACCCUGCCCACAUCCACCCUGGGGAGUUGGGGAGUGACCCUGGAGUUGCCCUGACUCCAUUCGGACCUGAGCACAUGGCACAAGCCAGUGCUCUGAAACUUAGUCCCUCGCAGCAGCAGCAGCAGCACCCUCAUCCCGAGGCUCAGACCGCUGCAGCCUUCGCCUCGCCAGUAUCCAGCUAUUCCCACACUGGCUACAGCAACAGCCCCAGGGACUUUCUCCUUAGGAGGGAGCUAUCCACCUCGGCCAUGUUAGGAGAACAGCAUCCGGCCACCGGCUCCCCCCAUCACCAUCAUCACCACCACCACCACCACCCCCAUAGCAUGUUCAUCUCCUCCACUGGCACCUAUGAUGGAGGAAGCCACCCUCUCUUCACUGGCAUUCACGAGCAGGCAGCCCCAGGAGUCCACCACCCCCUCAACGGACAGAUGCGCCUUGGCUUGGCCGGAGAACUGUACGGGAGAGCGGAACCCUUCAGAAGCGAACACUAUGCAGCCUCCUCCAUCCACAGCUACAACUCUAUGAACUUAAAUGUCAACCUCGCUGCUGCUGCUGCUGCUGCCGCCCACCCAGCCGCUGCAGGGGCGUUCUUGAGGUACAUGAGGCAGCCCAUCAAACAAGAGCUCAUCUGCAAGUGGAUCGAUCAGGAGCAAGGCUCCAAAAAGACCUGCUGCUCCAAAACUUUCAGCACCAUGCACGAGCUGGUCAACCAUGUCACGGUGGAGCAUGUCGGGGGCCCCGAGCAGAGCAGCCACAUCUGCUUCUGGGAGGAAUGUCCCAGGGAGGGAAAACCAUUCAAAGCCAAAUACAAACUGGUCAACCACAUCAGAGUUCACACUGGAGAGAAGCCUUUCCCAUGCCCAUUCCCUGGAUGUGGCAAGGUCUUUGCCCGGUCAGAAAACCUUAAAAUCCACAAAAGGACUCAUACAGGAGAGAAACCCUUUAAAUGCGAAUUUGAUGGUUGCGACAGGAAGUUUGCCAACAGCAGUGACAGAAAGAAGCAUUCUCAUGUGCACACCAGUGACAAGCCCUAUUACUGUAAGGUCAGAGGUUGUGACAAGUCGUACACUCAUCCGAGCUCCUUGAGGAAACACAUGAAGAUCCACUGCAAGUCCCCUCCAGGUUCCCCUUCUGCUCUGGGCUACUCUGCUGUGACCACUCCAAUUGAUGACUCUCUGUCCCCUGCUCAGGAACAAGUCAGGGGGCGCUCUAGCAAUCUGUCCCCCCAGGUCACCAACCUCAAUGAGUGGUAUGUGUGCCAGGCCAGCGGGGGCCCCAACAACCUGCACACGCCUUCCAGCAAUGCUGACUCCACAGAUUCUGAUGAUGAAGACACUUAUAGGAACUCUGAAAGAACUAUACGCUAGACACUGCUGCCUUCCCCAAGUGUGACAGAUGGACCACAGAGAUCGCUUUUGGGAGCCCCAGUAUUUAUUUUCUACAACACCAUAAGGUCCUCAAACACUUGAAAAAUGUUACUAUGCUUGAUGAGUUUAACAACGGUAUGGCCUCCACAGCAAACUGUCUCAUUCCUGGGAUAGAUGCCCUGCAGAAGCAAGGAGGAUAAACAUAUUAUCAUACUGCCAAUGCAAUGUAUUUUUAUCAGCAGGCUGGAUACUAUACAGAAUGACAGUGCUCUUUCUCCCUCAUGUGCCUCACACACACACACACACACACACACACACA